CUAAAAAAAUGACCAUAAAUUAAUUUGCAUACAAACAUAUAGUACAAAUAAAUAAUUACGUGGAGUCUGCAACAUCACGUUUUAUGGCUUUUGUGGAAAAUUUACGGCUGUAUUUGUGCUUCCGAUAACAUUAUGUAUAAAUACCCGGCAAAAAAAAGAAAUAAUCAUUACUUUCUUACACACUCAACAGUAACCAUUAAUCAUGAAGAAGUUUUUAGCAGUUUUCACUUUGGGUUUAAUCUCAUUUGCUUCAGCAGCAGAAGAAGAAAUCCUUCCGAAAUGUUUUGCAAAUCAAGUCUUUAGUUACUGUAACACGGCUUGUCCCGAUUAUUGCAAUAAAGGCGAUGAUUUAGAAAUUUGCACCGAGCAAUGUGUAAUCGGUUGUAGAUGUGCCCCUGGUUAUGUUAAGGAGUAUAUCGAUUCGGAUAAUUGCAUCUUGGAAAAAGAUUGUCGUAGAGUACAACGAUGCGGACGCGACAAAACUUAUUAUCAAUGCGGUACCGCAUGCCCAAGAUAUUGUGGAGGACCCACAGAUGAAAUUUGUACCAAAAAUUGUGUUCAAGAAUGCCAAUGUAAACCGGGAUAUAUUAGGAGAUCAAAAGAAUCCAAUGAUUGUAUUCCUUACAGUGAAUGUCCUGAUUUUCAAGUUUAAUUUUUCAAUCGUUAAAAAUAUGAAAAGAUGUAUUAAAUGAAUAAAAUAUAUUAUAUUA
Onthophagus taurus is the source of this 710-nucleotide messenger RNA. Its product is annotated as serine protease inhibitor swm-1-like. The record is from RefSeq and is a predicted model, not a curated record. Lineage: Eukaryota; Metazoa; Arthropoda; Insecta; Coleoptera; Scarabaeidae.